AUGUCCGUCUUCCGCCCCUCAGCCCACGCCCUCAUAACAGGCGGCGCAUCCGGCGUCGGCUUUGCCGUCGCCCAACUUUGCCUAAAACACUCAAUGCGCGUCUCCAUUAUCGAUUUCAACCAAUCCUCGCUCGACAUCGCGCGCAAAAACCUGUCCGGCGAUGUAAAAUGCAUCCAAGCAGAUGUCUCCUCCCGCUCCGACUGGAGUUCCAUCCGCCAGCAAGUCGGCGCCGACGUUGAUUUCCUCAUGCUGAAUGCGGGCAUUGGCGGGAAAGGAACGUGGGGUGAUGAGGAAUAUUUUGAUAAGAUUCUUGCUACGAAUCUGGGGGGUGUUGUAAAUGGUUUGAAUGCGUAUGUUCCGAGUUUCAAAGAGAGGGCGGGAAAAGACGGGGAGGAGAGUACGAUUGUGAUUACGGGGAGUAAACAGGGGAUUACGAAUCCGCCUGGUAAUCCCGCGUAUAAUGCUAGUAAAGCGGCUGUGAAGACGCUGGCUGAGCAUUUGAGCUAUGAUCUCAAGGACACGGGCGUUGGGGUUCAUUUGUUGGUUCCGGGGUGGACGUUUACUGGACUUUCUGGAAACGAACCAGGCUCUACCAAAGCCAAGCCGGAAGGUGCGUGGUCAGCGGACCAAGUAGCAGACUACAUGUACGUCAAGAUGCAGGCCAAGAAGUUUUACAUCAUCUGUCCUGACGACCAGGUCACGGAGGAGACGGACAAGAAGAGGAUGUUGUGGAGUGUAGGCGAUAUUGUGAAUGAGAGACCGCCGCUAACGAGGUGGAGAGAGGAGUACAAGGAUGAGGCUGAGAAGUGGAUGGCGGAGCAGAAAGUGUAG
Alternaria ethzedia is the source of this 831-nucleotide messenger RNA. RefSeq lists its product as uncharacterized. Gene Ontology annotation, molecular function: oxidoreductase activity, acting on NAD(P)H, oxygen as acceptor. Gene Ontology annotation, cellular component: intracellular anatomical structure. The record is from RefSeq and is a predicted model, not a curated record. The coding region runs from base 1 to 831 and encodes 276 amino acids. Lineage: Eukaryota; Fungi; Ascomycota; Dothideomycetes; Pleosporales; Pleosporaceae. The transcript has 2 exons.